This is a messenger RNA of Mya arenaria, 2625 nucleotides long. RefSeq names its product protein lin-52 homolog. Lineage: Eukaryota; Metazoa; Mollusca; Bivalvia; Myida; Myidae. The record is from RefSeq and is a predicted model, not a curated record. Gene Ontology annotation, biological process: regulation of DNA-templated transcription. The coding region runs from base 2 to 376 and encodes 124 amino acids. Gene Ontology annotation, cellular component: DRM complex. The transcript is spliced from 6 exons.
GAUGGCGGAAAGUUCAAAGCGAAAAAAGGCAAACACAGGUGACUCCAAUUGGAUGCAGUAUCCAGAUGGCGAUCAGCUGUUAAGUUUUGAGAAGUUAGACCGAGCCUCACCUGAUCUUUGGCCAGAAAAAAUUCCUGGUGUGUCAGAGUUUGCUGCUGAAAGAAUGUUGGAGCAUGACGGAAACCCGCCCAAAUGGAUGGCCGACUUGGAAAACGAGGACAUCAAUCUUCUUCAAGAGUUUGGAAGUUUGACAACGUCCCAGCUUAUGGAGAAAGUAAAAGGCUUACAAAACCUGGCUUAUCAGCUUGGCUUGGAUGAAGCCCGAGAAAUGACCCGAGGAAAGUAUCUGAACGUCUUAGAGAAGCAAAACAAGUGAACAGGCGUCUUCGCUGACGUACAAUAUUAUAAAAUGCCCAAGUGCCAUACUUGGUUCAGCCCAAGUGCGAUACUUGAUUCACUGAAUUGGAACUGCUGGACAGUUGAGAUGGCGUGUGAUUAUUCACCUGUGACUGCAGACGAUAAUUAUGUUUGAUAACAUUGCCAUGUAAUAGUUGAAUAAGGAAUUUGACAGUAUUUGUAAUAUGUUAUCACGAAACACUAUUUUUUUAUCGAAUGAACCAUUCUUAUAAGCUUUUCAAUUUUUCAAAGAAAAGAGUUUUGUGAAAGCCUUAGCGUUGUUGUUGUCAUGCAAAAACUUGAACUUGGCCAUAACUUGAAACCAUUCAAAUAUAACUUGGUACACAUGUCGCCACAGACAAAACACACAUGAACAUGUAUGUUAAGUUAUAACUAUGGCUUUAAUAAUUUAUGAGUAAUGGCCCUUUUCUACUGAAAAUCAACUAACAGGUAAUGGCAUUUGCUAUGGGUCGCCUUUGUUUUGCCAUGUUCUGAAUUAUUAACUUUUUUAAAAGGAUCAAUUUCUUUUCCUAUCCGGGCGCAAAAUGAACUAACAUUCACACCUUACUGUUAAUCUAAUGUUCGAAUGAAUUGUUUGAUUUGAAUAUGAAAUAUUUGACUAUUCCUUGUGUUUUGAUAUAUUGGUCAAAGUUCAAACCACUGGUUUGAUGAAGAAUGUAAAAAUGCAAAAAUGUUAUAUAAAAAUGCUUUGUUUCAUCGCAUUUAAAUGUUGGUUGAACUGAAUUGUGUAGACUUAAAUCUAUAUAUAAGAUUACUGUAAAGAAGGAGGUAAUGCAAUUUGAAUAGAAGUGUUGUAGAAAGUUCGAAAAUUUAAAAUCAAAGAAACCGCGUGAUUUUUGGUGGGAUUUUAAGAGUUAAAUGGUAUCUCAAAUACAAAUAGUAUUCCAUUGUCAGGUAGUGAUAUUUAAGUUGGUUUAUUAUUGAUAAAUUGUUAGGCAGUGCUCCUCAUGUUGUCAUAAUCAAAUCAUAUUAUACAUGUACUAUGUUCAUAUUUGUGUCUAAAAAUAACCAUCUUCUUUGGCCCAUAUCCAAUUCUCCGUUUAGCUAAAAUUCCCUUUAGAACUAGGUACAGUACUUCCUACUCCAGGAUAUUUCGUAUUUCUCGGUCAAAGAGAUAAAACAACCUCUUAAUCAUCACACCUUCCCCACCUGGAGUUUAGCCUGUCAAGCGCCAUUUUCUAUGCUCGGGGUUCUCCGCUAGAACCAAGAAUUGACAAAAUGGUAAUCAGUAAUGUCCAUGAAUUAGGAAAUGGCUGUGCUCGAUUCUUUUCCCCAGUGUAUGUCAUCUUAUCGAUGACAUCACCAGAGCCCCUACUUUUUGUAGAUAAACCCCACAAAUCCAAGGACAGUUUGUCAACCUUCCCAAAAUCUUGUAACCUAUUCUAUUUACAAUUCUUGUAAACCUCAUUCCCCGGAUCAUCCAGACAUGAACCCCAUAGUUAGCGAGGUAACGGUUACAUUGAAAUCUAUACCAUAACUAAUAUUAUACUAAAUAUCCAGAGAAAUAGCUUAUUAUUAUUCUGGGCAAUAAAUGGCCAACCUGACUAUAAAUCAAAUCCCCUUACCUUAAGGCUUAUUCCUGGAUUCUGGGGCUCAGAGAUGAUACUCAUACUGUACGAUAUGUAUGCUUGUUUAUCUGUAUAACAACAUGAUGCAACUAUCUGAAUGUUAAAGUAUGACAUGGAAAUUAAUGUCUUGACUUAAGUUGACAUCUUGUUCUGGUUUAAGCGUACAAUAGCCUGGAAAUGUCACGCCCACACUAGACCAGGGUUGGUCGGUGGCGGAACUAUAUUCAAUAGAAGUUUUAAGUUGUGGUGUAUUCCCUAAAGCAUAGAUGAAAGGGAAAAGUGUUCGGAUAGAAGGAGUUUUCCACUGUAUAUAAAUAUAAACAUUAGAAUAAUUAAGUUUUGAUUAAAAAAAAUUCAACAUUAUAUUAAAGGCUAUGAUAUUGUAUAACCAUUGCAGUGUUGAAAAUAUUUAUUUUACCACUUUCAUUAUGUUAUUUACCUUGUUUUGAACUAAACACUAUAUUUACUAAUAUUGUAUGGAAAGUGCCAUUACCUUGAGAAAUGUUUAAAACUCUACAUUCAAUGUAAGAUUCAUCCUAAAUAUGCGCUUACAUGUAUGUCUUUUAGUUUGAUUUGUGCAAAUGUAUUAAUAUGUCACAAGAAACUGUAUUGCUUAUGUGAAUAAAAUACUGAUCUGUUC